This is a messenger RNA of Pseudophryne corroboree (corroboree frog), 3289 nucleotides long. It is a transcript of the gene ILRUN, whose product is annotated as inflammation and lipid regulator with UBA-like and NBR1-like domains. Gene Ontology annotation, cellular component: phagophore assembly site. The transcript is spliced from 5 exons. Bases 473 to 1309 code for a protein of 278 amino acids. Gene Ontology annotation, molecular function: ubiquitin binding. Gene Ontology annotation, biological process: macroautophagy. The record is from RefSeq and is a predicted model, not a curated record. NCBI's taxonomy places the organism in Eukaryota, Metazoa, Chordata, Amphibia, Anura, Myobatrachidae.
CUGAUGUGCGCUGCUUCGUGCAGUGCGCUUAGAUACGUCAUGACGUGAAUGGCGCUCAGGAAGCGGGGAGGCCCCGAGCGGGCAGCUGCGGAGCCGUAGACCGGGGCCCUUCAGUUACGGUCCCGGGCUCGGUGACAGUGAGACGCGUGGUGAAAAAAUAAACCUUAAUAACCAGGCUUUAGGUCAGAGGUCACCGACUUCAGGGUCAAAGGUCACAGGUAGACCUGCAGGAGGGGGAGGAUAACGCCCAUCACCGGGCUUCUCGGGUGGUAGCCAGAGGUCAGGCGGCCUGCUGUGGAGGGGAUCCGGGCGGAGCAGACCGUAAGUGGGGCAGCGAGUGUCCGCCUGGGCGGUAGUUCUCCGGCAGGUAGAUGUCCCUGACGCCUCAGUGUCCGGAGUGAGACGGGGAUCUGGACACCCGAGGCGGGGGCCGCACUCCGGGGUUCUUGCCUGAACGGGUCGCCGCGCUGCCAUGGAGGGGAUGGACGUGGAUCUGGACCAGGAGCUGAUGCAGAAGUUCAGCUGCCUGGGCACCACGGAUAAGGACGUCCUCAUCUCCGAGUUCCAGCGCCUGCUGGGCUUCCAGCUCAACCCCGCCGGCUGCGCUUUCUUCUUGGACAUGACAAACUGGAAUCUACAAGCCGCCAUUGGAGCAUAUUAUGACUUUGAAAGUCCAAAUGUCAACAUCCCUUGCAUGUCAUUUGUAGAAGAUGUAACUAUUGGCGAGGGAGAGUCGGUACCACCAGAUACACAGUUUACGAAAACCUGGAGGGUCCAAAACACAGGAUCAGAGGCAUGGCCACCUGGUGUGUGUCUGAGGUAUGUUGGAGGUGACCAGUUUGGCCAUGUGAAUAUGGUAUUAGUGCGCUCGCUAGACACCCAAGAGAUGACCGAUGUCAGUGUGCCAAUGUGCAGUCCUAAUCAACCUGGCAUGUACCAGGGCCAGUGGAGAAUGUGUACUGCCACUGGUCUGUAUUUUGGAGAUGUGAUUUGGGUUAUUCUCAGCGUGGAGGCUGGUGGCCUCUUAGGUGUCACACAGCAACUAUCCUCUUUUGAGACGGAGUUCAACACUCAGCCUCAUCGCAAUCUUGGUGGAGACUACAACCCCUUUGCAUCACCUCAGAAGAGUCGAUCCCCAGAAGGGGAAAAUAUGGGAUCCUGGGAACCUGAAACAGAGACUCCUGAAAGAGAACAGAAUGGACUAUCUCAGACCUCUGUAAAUAUAUGUGCAACGGAUCAUCCAGCCAGCCAUUCUGUAGCAACUUAUAGAGAGAGUGUGCACGGGCCUUACCCCUUUGGAGAGUCCUAAAAGAAGCUUUAUUUUUCUCCAAUGCCUUGUGUCCUUUUCCCACUCCCUGAAAUAGGACAUCUUCUGCAAGAUACCUAUUGAGGAUGAUUUGGGGACAGUGGUGUUAGUUACCCUGUGAAUUAUAUUCCGGGUGCUGCCUUCCUUUCUCCUUCUGAAGAGGUUUUUUUGUUUUCUUUUGUGCACAACCUUUAGACACCAAGAACAAAUCAAAUGGGCAAAAAAAAAAAAGGAUUCGUAUAUAUUCAGGUGUAGGAGAUCAGUGUGUUUCAUUUUAAUACCGUGGUUUACAAUUGUUUAAUGCAAAUUAGCAAAUAAUUUGAUAAUUUAUUCCAACAGUUGUGUUCUUAAACAUGUUUAGCGGCAAGCCUAUCAGAAAGUGCAUAAGAAGCUGGGAGGGUUAUUUUAGGAUCUGUGAAACAUGCCAUGAUUUACUUUGUUUCCUAAAGUGCUAAAUUGCAAUUACUGGUACUGGCCUUUAAUCCAUAAAACUUUUCAAAUCAGUGGCAGUGACUUUUCAGAAGCAGCUGAUAUUGAAUUGUCGCAGAAAUUGUUUUAUUCCUUUUGGAGGAGAGGGGUGGUUCCCCAUUCACACAGCGUGCGAUAGAGAAGCAGAAUAGAAUUUGAGUAUGUUCCAGGCUUACAAUUAUAAUUAAAUAGGUGUCCUGUUACUGCACACUAGAAGAGUGAAUGAGAGUUGUAUGGAGGAGUUGCCAUUGAACACACUGCUCACUACACUCUCAUUCUUGUGCGGAGAACAUCUUAUGAUGCAGUACAAGCUCUCAACCGUUCACAGUAGUUUUGUUAGGCCAUUUACGUUUAAUGGCAAAUUCAAAAUGUUGUAAUUAAAUAUUGCUUAAAAAUACUUCCAAUAAUAUUUCCAAAAAAAACACAAGAUACUUUUGCUAUUGUAGAUUACUUUCUCUGCAUUCUUUCCCAUGUUUUCUAAGUUACUUGAAUGUCAAGAAAUAUAGUAAAAAUGUUUUUUUAAAGGAAGGAAUGUAGGGAAUAGAUGUUACUUUAGGUCUACAGGGUGCUUUAAAGAGAUUGUUAAACAUUCAUAUCAUUUAUUAGUGAACUCGUCCAUACUCUUCACAAUUAGUUUUACACUGUAGAAACCUUUCAAUGAAGACUCGUGCUGAAUUCUAAAGGUUCCGUUAAUUACAGUAAGCUAUAACAUUACAUUGUAUAUAUUUAAUAUCACUGUUGUAGGGUACAGUAUCCGCUACCCCUACGACUUAGUCACCUAGUCAAGGCUCUGUGUGAUCAAUUUUUUAUGGGAAAACACAUUAUCACUGAGCGUACUUGCUGCUUGACCCACUUAUCUUUACUAAAUGCUUCUUCUAAAUGUACUGUCUCUCAAUUCCCUCUUCCCAAAAAAACUUCCACAUAACUAUCAGUAUACACAUUCAAAAACUAAUUUGCCUAAUUGCAAGCAAAAUGAAAGCUGGUUUCCCGCAGGAAAAGUCUAAAUUCCCUCCUGUAUGUUUCCUUUAUAUCCUCCCUUGUGCACAAGUGGGAUUAUAAGUACCUCCAUGAUUUUAAGAGAUUCAUUUACUGACCAGGAACAGAUACUCUGUCGUGUUGAGCAGCCUGGAGACCUGAGUUUGGGAAUUCUUAUUUAAGGUUAUAUUGUAGAAACACACUUUCAAGCCCUGUCUCCAAAAUGGGGAAAAAAAAAAAAACAAAUAUUCAGAUGAUAAUAUACAGAUAUAAUUUUCGCAUAAAAAGCUACUUGUUUCUUGUAUUUUUUUAUGGUGUGAGCGUUCAGUAGGUAGGUUGCGUGCUCAGGGUCAGACAUGCAUGAGAUGAGUGUGCAGAGUGCUUGAGGGUUUUUUUUUUUUUUUUUGGGAGGGGGGGUUGGAAGGGAUUGGGUGAAAUGCUUGGAAAAUUCAAAAACCUGACAAAAAUCUGAAAAAUUAGGAUUUUUUUUCCUUACUGUUUAAAGAAUAUUUCUAUCAAUAAAUUAACGUGGAAAAAGUG